Molecule: messenger RNA, 1089 nt
Organism: Exophiala bonariae
Lineage: Eukaryota; Fungi; Ascomycota; Eurotiomycetes; Chaetothyriales; Herpotrichiellaceae
Exons: 2
Coding region: 1-1089 (362 amino acids)
Source: RefSeq, a predicted model, not a curated record
AUGGCCAUUGAGUACAUGGGCUUCGUCGAAUCGGCCCCAGUCAGUUUCAAGAUUGGGCCAGCCAAAAAGAAGUGCUAUAUUCACAAUGCGCUUCUCGAGCAACAUUUCAAACCACUCUGGGAUUUUCGUAACAAUGCCAAUCGUGAAGAGCAAACUGAGGUGCUUAGUAACAUUGAAGAAGAGACUUUCGUGCGCUUUGUUGAAUUUGCGUACACUGGCAGUUAUUCUGUUCCACAACCUGUACCAUUCCUUGCCAUGAAUGGAUCCGAGAGCCUUAAGGUCUCUGAGAAUCGAGAGCCCUCCAAGGAUUUCGAGCUUGACUCCGAGGAAGCUGGGAUUGUACCACCUCCCGAAGACGUUUCUUUAGGGGAUAUGGUGGAAGAACCGCCCUAUGAGGAGUCACCUGCAGCAGCUAUCGACUCAGCUGUUGACCAACAAUGGGGUACAUGGGGUGUGAAGAAGAAAAAGAAGCUGCGAAAACAGCCUCCAAAAUUUGAUCCGUGGCAAGAGCCGUCAACAGAGCCAGUUCUAGAUGAUGGGCCAGCUGCCGAAGAUGCUCCUGAAGAAUUUGACUUACAGCAGUUUGAACGAGAUUCAGGUCCAUACCGUGAGAAUGGUGCUGUUAAAGACCGGCAGAACAAGAAGGCGACCUUGUGGAAGUCAUUCAUAUGCGAAGCUAAAACCAGAGUACUUCCACCUUGGGAGCCUGCGGUCUCAACUGACGACAACCUGGAUUUUGCGCCUGUCCUUCUGUCGCAUGCAAAGCUCUAUGCCUUUUCAAAUCAGUUUGAGAUUGAAAGUCUGCGACAGCUUGCUCUUGAGAGGCUUCGCCUGACCUUGGCACGGUUUGGCCUGGUUGUGGAACAUAUAAAUGCCAUUACUCAGCUUCUGAAGUAUGCAUACACUGUCGGAGAUGCCAUUAUCAGUGCCUCAGAAGGUGGUCAUGCUGAACUUCGAGAGAUGGUCAUUGAUUAUGUGAUCUGUCACGUGGAGAGCCUUGUUCAAGAUCAAAUGUUCUUGGACUUUCUUCAGGAGCCAGGCUUGUUGUCUAGGGAUCUUGUGCUCAAGUUACUCUUGCGCUUGAAUUGA